AUGUGCUGCUACUGUGUUUGCUGUACGGUUUCUGACUUCAUACUGUAUGUCAUCGCGCUUUUCUUCCCCCCGGUUGCAGUUGUGUUUCGUUCCGGACCUUUCUCAUCUGAUUUCCUUUUGAAUGUGCUGCUAACGUUAUUGGGAUUCUUGCCUGGUAUGUUGCAUGCGUUCUACUACAUCACGGUUACAAGUCCCCUAAGGAAUGCAGAGUACGUCUACUAUUACCAACAGGGCUGGGUGGAUAGCGAGAGGAAUGUUCCUUCGAGCAGGCCUCAGAACUCGGAGGCCAUCCAAGACCGCCAUCAGCAGGGAAACUCUUCCAGUAACGUGUAUCCGAACAUUCAAACUCCUCUGUUGCAGGGAGCUGCCCCUCACGACAACAAACAGUCUACCGUGGAAUCCCCCCCACCAUAUGUACCAUGA
Messenger RNA from Saccharomyces kudriavzevii IFO 1802, 423 nucleotides. RefSeq names its product Sna4p (gene SNA4). Gene Ontology annotation, cellular component: membrane. The transcript has a single exon. NCBI's taxonomy places the organism in Eukaryota, Fungi, Ascomycota, Saccharomycetes, Saccharomycetales, Saccharomycetaceae. Bases 1 to 423 code for a protein of 140 amino acids. The record is from RefSeq and is a predicted model, not a curated record.